Messenger RNA from Cloeon dipterum, 2690 nucleotides. It is a transcript of the gene CRMP, whose product is annotated as Collapsin Response Mediator Protein. The record is from RefSeq and is a predicted model, not a curated record. The coding region runs from base 187 to 2271 and encodes 694 amino acids. The transcript has 14 exons. Gene Ontology annotation, molecular function: dihydropyrimidinase activity. Gene Ontology annotation, biological process: pyrimidine nucleobase catabolic process. Lineage: Eukaryota; Metazoa; Arthropoda; Insecta; Ephemeroptera; Baetidae. Gene Ontology annotation, cellular component: cytoplasm.
GCUCCACGCCACGCGCUGACUAAGACCCAGUCUGCCAGACCUGCCGCAGGAGCCACCCCCGUCGCACCCCCUCCCCCAAGGGCGGUGGCAGAUCAGCAGUGUGAGCAGUUCCACUCCUCCACCGAACGCGCACUCAGGACCCAGGCUCAGGACGAAAAGGUAGCUUCCCUCUUGGACGACAGUUAAAUGGCUGGAAACGACGAUGGAGGAUGGUUCCCCGGAUUGGGCAACAACAAGCCCAAGCCUAGGAGAAUGGGCAAGGCUGACUUCUUUGACCCAGCGUCGGGCAGAUCGACGCCUGACAAUUACAGCAUGAAUCAGGCCAUCUCGAGCGCUAAUUCCUCGCCGAGUACCAAAGCCACCGGAUCUCAGGAGGAGUUGGACAGUCUGCAGGAGGACUUGCUGCAAGUUACGGUCGACAGCGGAGGCGUUACAGAGGAAAUUGUCAUGGAACAGGCUACGGAACUUGCGGCUCAGCCCGUUGUUGAGGUCGAUGGAAGCUCACAAAACCGUCUGCUUAUCAAGAAUGGAAAGGUCGUAAAUGCUGAUGGAAUUGAAGACGCCGACGUCUUCAUUGAGAAUGGAGUCAUCACGCAACUAGGGCGCAACCUUAUCAUCCCUGGUGGAACUAGGACCAUCGACGCCAGGGGACGUUACGUGAUGCCAGGUGGUAUUGACACACAUACCCACAUGGAACUCGAGCUGAUGGGCGCCACCGCGGUGGACGAUUUCUACCAGGGCACCAAGGCGGCCAUCGCGGGUGGUACCACCAUGAUCAUGGACUUCGUUCUGCCACGAAAAGGCGAGAGUUUGAUCGAGGCGUUCGGCAACUGGAGGAGAAAGGCUGACCCCAAAGUGUGCUGCGACUAUGCCCUGCACGUCGGGGUCACUUGGUGGUCUGACCAGGUCAAGCAGGAGAUGACCGAGCUGGCCAAGAACCACGGCGUGAAUUCAUUCAAGAUGUUCAUGGCAUACAAAGAUCUGUACAUGAUCAGAGACCCUGACCUCUACAAGAUUUUCGAGCACUGCAAAGAGCUGGGAGCCAUUGCCCAGGUGCACGCUGAGAAUGGUGAUAUCAUUGCUGAGAACACAAAGAAGCUGUUGGAAGCUGGAAUCACGGGACCAGAGGGACACGAAAUGUCCAGACCAGAAGACGUCGAGGCUGAAGCCACCCACAGAGCCUGCGUAAUCGCCAACCAGGUGUCUUGUCCCUUGUAUGUAGUGCACAUAAUGAGCAAAAUGGCUGCGGAUGUGAUCGCCCUGAAGCGGAGCCAAGGGGCGGUGGUGUAUGGCGAACCGAUCGCCGCCUCCCUUGGCUCCGAUGGCACUAACUACCAUCACUCCUGUUGGCGACACGCGGCGAGCCACGUGCUCAGCCCACCGCUCCGCCCUGACCCUGAAACCCCUGACUACCUGGUGCAGAUGCUUGCUGAUGACGGUCUGCAAGUGACCGGCAGCGACAACUGCACAUUCAACUUCGACCAGAAAAAGCUCGGCCGCAACGACUUCUCCAAGAUCCCGAACGGCGUCAAUGGCGUCGAGGACCGCAUGUCGGUCAUCUGGGAGAAAGGCGUGCAGUCUGGUAAGAUGGACCCAUCCCGAUUCGUGGCCGUCACCAGCACCAACGCAGCAAAGAUCUUCAACGUCUACCCACAGAAGGGCUGCGUCGCCGUUGGAUCUGACGCCGACCUUGUCAUUUGGAACCCAAUUAAGUCCAGGGUCAUCUCCGCACAGACCCACCACCAGGCUGUGGAUUUCAACAUUUUUGAGGGCAUGGAGUGUCAUGGCGUGCCCGAGUACGUCAUCGUAAACGGCCGCGUUUGCGUUGACGAGGAGGAACUGAAGGCCGUCCACGGCUUUGGCAAAUUUGUGCCCACGCCUGCGUUCCCGCCAUACGUGUAUGACCAGGUGGAUGCCCGCGAGAAGGAGAAGAGGCCCCAGGGAGUGAUCCGCGGACCCAACGACGAGGACUACUCAGCCGAGCACAUGAACGGCUUGGCCGUCAAGGUGGAGAAAACGGUGCAAUUGGCCACUCCGGGCUCCCCAACCAACGACGGCCACAGCCACGGUCCAACCGCCUCUGGCGGCCGCAACAUGCAGGACACCACUUUCUCCCUUGCCGGCGAGUACCCUAAAGUGGCUGCUGAAGUCCAUGAUGAUGAUGUCGUGGUUGUUGCACGUGACGUUACACCAGCUCUGGAUGAUGAUCGAAAGACAAGUGUCAAGGUGAGGAAUCCGCCUGGCGGUCGUUCAUCAGGCGGCUUCUGGUAAAGCGAGAGCACAAAGGACACGCGCGCAUUUUGCUUCUUCUCACUCACCAAGCAGCUUUUCUUCUCCGACUCUAUCCCAAGUAAAAUAUCACACUUCUCCCGCUAAGUAAGUGGGCAAGUUAACCAAACUGCAGCACCUGCAUUUUUCUGUACCGAAAAAUAACGAGUUAGAGCGACGUUAACUGUUUAAUUUGAGAGCAAGUGCAUGUCUAGGCGUAGAGCUGUUUUUUUUUCUAAACCUGAUGAAAGCGACACUACUUGUCUUCACAGCGUGCUGAAUGUAUUUGGGUCAUGAAUAAAAAAUGCCUGGAUUAGGAAAAUUUAAAUGUAUGGCUAUAUUUCAAGAGUAAAUGGUUGAUUUGUAUUAUCGAAAAUGCAUUGAUAAUAAAUAUCUUAAUUUGUGCUAUAUGGAGAAACUAA